UAAUCGCUGCAAAAGUUUCUUAUCAUUUCUAACAGAAUUUAGUUUUAAUAAAACUUAGCGAAUGAAAGAAACUCUGGCAAAAGAAAGGAAAAAUUCAAAAGGAGGCAGCAAUUCAGUUCAUUUAGAUUCAUAAAAAUAAAGUAAGGAAAAUGGAUGCACUAUUUCUAAUGAUGUUAUUAUUUAUUUACACCAUAGUUUUCAUAGUUGCUGUUGUUUUCGUAUCACUUGGAUGGAUAAGCAUCGAAGAUAACAGAUUUCUCAAUUACAUUUUCAAAAAUUUGGAUGCUGGAUGCAAGAAAUUCAUUCCUACUGCUGUCAAGAAAUGGACUGAAAAGGCAAAAAUUUUUAUAUUUUAUGAGAGGAAUCCAUUAUUUCAGCUGCUCUAUGCCACAUUAUUGUUCUUUGGAUAUGCAGCCUACACAAAAACAGCAUUUAAAUAUGUUUCUGAGUCACUCAUGGGAAGAGUGCCUUACUAUCUGCUCAUCAUACACCUAAUCUUAUUUGUUGCUUGCUGCUGCUCUGAUCCCGGGAUAGUAACAAGACAAACUGUUUCAAAGUAUUUAAAGGACUACAAGUAUGAUGGUUGUAUGUAUGCUCCUAAAGACUGCCAAACAUGCCAUCUGAAAAAGCCAGCACGCUCAAAGCAUUGCAGCUUGUGCAACCUUUGUAUUGCACGAUUUGAUCACCACUGCUCAUUUCUCAAUGUCUGCAUUGGUAGGAACAAUCACAGAUAUUUUGCUGCAUUUCUGCUUUCAUUAGUGCUUAUGUGUGGUGUGUCAUCCUUUAUGAUCAUAAUGGUUUUUAUACACAUAGUUAAUGUCAAUGAACUUCAUGUUGCAAAUUUUGUUGACAAAUAUGGACAAGUUCACAGUGCAUCUUUAAGGACUGUUAUACAGCAAUAACUGGGUUGUGAUCUGAUCCACAGUCUGCUCCUGGUCUGCUUUUUGAAUUGCUCACGCUAUUCCAGUAUCUUUCGUUUAUCAAAAUGUAAUCUAUUUGAUUCUUUGUUCUUUGGUCUGGUGAUAUCCAAGUGUGCUUUGCGCUUUCUUUUUGCUCAAACCAGGUAUUUGUUACUAAAAGAUGGUGCUUUUUGCAGAAUUCUAUUAGUCUAUCCCCAUUAGGUGUUCUUUGUCCAAGUCCAAACUUGCCAUCAUCUACAUUACUGCAUUUAUUUUUACCCACUCUUCCAUUGAAGUCCCCCUAUAUUAUAACUUUGUCAUUGCUCUUCUUGUGUCCCUUUAUUGUAAUAUCCAAUAACUCAUAGAAUUCUUCAACCUGUUCUCUGUCCGUGUCUUCUGUACUACCAUAAAUUUGUAUGAUAAGGAGUUCACCGCUUUUUUCUUGUAAUUUCAUAAGCAUAAUUCUCUCAUUAACUGCAUGAUAGUAUAAAGUGGACUUCUUAGUUCUUUCAUUUACAAUGAAUGCCAGACCUUGUCUGCUUUGCUUUCCUCCUGAAUAGAUGGUGCCAUACUGUCCUGGAACUGUUGGCAUGCUGGUCUUGAAUUCUCCUACAUCUUUCCAGUGUGUUUCAGACAAUCCUAAGAUAUCAAUAUCCACUCUAUCCAUUUCUUGAACCACAUUUGCUCGCUUUUCUUGUUUUAAUAGUCCUCUUACAUUCCAUGUUUUGAUGUUGUAGCAGUCGCUGGAUGACGGUGCAGGGUUGCCUGCUGUCCCACAUCCCCUCCACUAGACUAUCAAGGCCCUUCUCGCUCCUGAUACCCAAAUGGCCAAAAUCUGAGUUUUGGUUUGUUGUCAAGGUCAUAGAUAAAACUAAGGGGCUCAUAGUAGAGAUGGGCCCCCAGAACCACCUCUACAGUGUUUUUCCUCUUUUCAGGAGUUCUUCCGCCCGAAGCCGUUGACCCCUGGAGUCGUAGCUCAUCCCGCCGAGUUAGCCUUUGGUCUCCCACCGAGUUAGCCGUUGGCCAUCGCUCGUAACCCUGAGCAAGGGAACCCUGCCAGGUGGUACCAGUCGGGUCAGGCUGGACCUGUAAGCUAGUGAAGGGAAGGGACGCUUUAAUUCCCCAUUCAUGUCCUGCCGGAGCAUGCCACUUUCCUGGUCUACUGGUAGUUGCUGCAAUUUUACUUGUCAAUACCAAAUCACUUUUGUUUUCAGUAUUAUCGUUGCGUAAAGUUUGAGUUUAUUAUUACUGCGAAUAUUUGGGGGGGGGGGGUUGGGGGACUUAACAUGCUAAAAACAAGAAGCAAGGAAAC
This is a messenger RNA of Rhopilema esculentum, 2211 nucleotides long. RefSeq lists its product as uncharacterized. NCBI's taxonomy places the organism in Eukaryota, Metazoa, Cnidaria, Scyphozoa, Rhizostomeae, Rhizostomatidae. Gene Ontology annotation, biological process: protein targeting to membrane; peptidyl-L-cysteine S-palmitoylation. Gene Ontology annotation, cellular component: endoplasmic reticulum; Golgi apparatus. The record is from RefSeq and is a predicted model, not a curated record. Gene Ontology annotation, molecular function: protein-cysteine S-palmitoyltransferase activity.